Glarea lozoyensis ATCC 20868 is the source of this 1476-nucleotide messenger RNA. RefSeq lists its product as uncharacterized. The coding region runs from base 1 to 1476 and encodes 491 amino acids. The transcript has 6 exons. Lineage: Eukaryota; Fungi; Ascomycota; Leotiomycetes; Helotiales; Helotiaceae. The record is from RefSeq and is a predicted model, not a curated record.
AUGGCGACAGCGGAAACCAGCGAGAUAGCUUGUCCCUUCUGCAGCUACAAGACGACCGGCGAGUACCAAAUUCUGUUACAUAUGGAAACGGACCAUCCCGAAGACGACAAUUCACCGUUUGUUGUCCGUGAUGACUCUAAUCUUGCUGCUUCUAUCGGCGCGGGGGGCGAUGAGGAAAUACAAUUCCUUCCCUGCCCUGUGGAGGGAUGUGGAGAAGAACUUAUCCGAGCCGAAUUUGAUAGCCAUCUAGAGAUGCACACCGCGGAAUUUGAACAAGACUCGAGCGAUGAAAACAGCCGAGGCCAUACUUCUAAGAAACUAAAACUUAGUCCAGAAGCCAAACCAUCUUUUGGAACAAAACUCUCAGUGGCUCUACGUAACAUCAACGAUGAAGAGCCACCGCCUCGAAGCAGCGAUGAACGCAAAGCGAGCACCAAGGAAGCAUGGAGAGGCCUGUUGAAAAUGCCAGACAGCCCAAGGGAAGGAAGCGUCUCGAGUAGCAGUAAACCCCCUCGAAAACGAUUAGGAAAAUCGCAACUGGGACCGCAUGCCAACGAGAAGAGGAUGCCGGACUGGCUUGUGAAAUUGCUUCAAAAGGAUGGGGAGACGGCUGUCAUGGAGAGGUUUGAUGAGGAAGGGAACCUGCGCAGGUGUAGGGUUACUCCGAAUAGAGCGGAGGGAAUUUUGCCAGUUCUUCAGCAGUUGCUGGAGCAGGAUCGUGGUGUUGAGUGGGCGUUUUUGUGUCAUCCGGCUGUUAGACAUGUUUCGAAAUUGAAGAGAGAAGGCGGUUUCUGUGGAUAUCGAAAUAUCCAGAUGUUGAGUUCUUAUAUUGUCGGUGUUAAAUCACAGGGUCAUGAUAACUUGAAAGACAAGAUCCCAAGUAUCUUCGAGAUUCAAGAUCAUAUAGAAAUGGCAUGGGACCUAGGAAUCAAUGUACAAGGCCGUGAUGAGACUGGCGGUAUUCGUGGAACAAGAAAAUAUAUCGGGACUUCAGAGGCACAAGCUAUGUUCUGCAAACUCGGGAUAGCCUGCGACGCCCAAGGCUUCAAACCCAAACGCCUCCGCAAAGACUCCCCCUCGGGCACUCCCAAGCCCCAAAAAGCACACGACCUCCUCUUCGCCCACAUCGAAGCCUACUUCACAGCCGGCUGCACCGACUACGACCCUAAAAUUCGCUGCACUACGCUCCCACCCAUCUACUUCCAACACCCGGGCCACAGUCUUACGAUCAUCGGCAUCCAGCGCGCCACCGACGGCGCCAAAUCCCUUAUUGUAUUUGACCCGUUGUAUCAUGAUCCGCCGGGUAUUAUGCGACAUGUGGGCCAUCAGUUCGUGCAUAAGGAUCCGAGUCAGGCGCUUAAGUUGUAUAGGAGGGGUAGGGCGUAUUUGGAGAAGUAUCAUGAGUUUGAGGUUUUGAAGUUGUGUCCGCCUGUUGGGUUAAGGGGGAGGAUGAGGUUGCUGAGGAGGGGUAGGUGA